Messenger RNA from Balaenoptera ricei (Rice's whale), 6304 nucleotides. RefSeq names its product EMAP like 6 (gene EML6). The coding region runs from base 81 to 6113 and encodes 2010 amino acids. Lineage: Eukaryota; Metazoa; Chordata; Mammalia; Artiodactyla; Balaenopteridae. The record is from RefSeq and is a predicted model, not a curated record. The transcript has 42 exons. Gene Ontology annotation, molecular function: microtubule binding.
CUUGGAGAGGACAGACCCGGAGCCCGGGGGCCGCGGACCCGCGUGCGGAGGGACCGGGGGGCGAGUGGGGUCAGCUUAUCAUGGCGGAUCGGACAGCUCCCAGCUGCCAGCUCCGGCUGGAGUGGGUGUACGGGUACCGGGGUCACCAGUGCCGCAACAACCUGUACUACACCGCCGGCAAGGAAGUGGUCUACUUUGUGGCUGGCGUCGGGGUGGUUUACAGCACCCGCGAGCACAGCCAAAAAUUCUUCUUGGGACACAACGACGACAUUAUCAGCCUUGCCUUACACCCAGAUAAAACCCUUGUUGCAACUGGCCAAGUUGGGAAGGAGCCAUAUAUAUGUAUAUGGGACUCCUAUAAUGUCCAGACUGUGUCUAUUCUUAAAGAUGUCCAUACACAUGGAGUCGCCUGCCUGGCUUUCGACUCAGAUGGACAGCGUUUAGCCUCUGUGGGAUUGGAUGCCAAAAACACAGUCUGCAUUUGGGACUGGAGGAAGGGAAAACUUCUGGCCUCAGCCACUGGCCACUCUGACCGGAUUUUUGAUAUUUCCUGGGAUCCAUAUCAGCCAAACAGAGUGGUCAGCUGUGGAGUGAAACAUAUAAAGUUUUGGACACUAUGUGGAAAUGCCCUGACUGCAAAAAGAGGGAUAUUUGGCAAAACAGGGGAUCUUCAGACCAUCCUUUGCCUUGCAUGUGCCAAAGAAGACAUCACCUACUCUGGUGCUUUAAAUGGCGACAUCUAUGUCUGGAAAGGGCUCAAUUUAGUCCGCACCAUUCAAGGAGCACAUAGUGCUGGAAUCUUCAGCAUGUAUGCUUGCGAAGAAGGCUUUGCCACUGGUGGACGAGAUGGGUGUAUACGAUUAUGGGAUACUGAUUUCAAACCAAUAACCAAAAUUGAUCUCAGGGAGACAGAACAAGGAUAUAAAGGCCUCUCUAUCCGGAGUGUGUGCUGGAAAGCAGACCGCCUUCUAGCAGGGACCCAGGACAGUGAGAUAUUUGAAGUGAUUGUGCGAGAACGGGACAAGCCAAUGCUGAUCCUGCAGGGCCACUGUGAGGGGGAGCUCUGGGCUCUGGCCCUGCACCCCAAGAAGCCGCUGGCUGUGACAGGCAGCGAUGACCGCUCUGUCAGGCUGUGGAGUCUAGCAGACCAUGCCUUGAUCGCCCGCUGUAACAUGGAGGAAGCGGUUCGAAGCGUUGCUUUCAGCCCUGAUGGAUCUCAGUUGGCCCUGGGCAUGAAGGACGGAUCUUUCAUUGUUCUCCGAGUCAGAGAUAUGACAGAAGUGGUUCAUAUCAAAGAUCGAAAAGAAGUCAUUCACGAAAUGAAAUUUUCUCCAGAUGGUUCUUAUCUGGCAGUGGGAUCCAAUGACGGCCCAGUAGAUAUCUACGCUGUCGCCCAGCGGUAUAAGAAAAUUGGAGAAUGCAACAAGUCUCUCAGUUUCAUCACACACAUCGACUGGUCUUUGGAUAGUAAAUACUUGCAAACUAAUGACGGUGCCGGAGAACGGCUGUUCUACAAAAUGCCAUCUGGGAAGCCUUUAACAAGUAAAGAAGAAAUCAAAGGGAUUCCCUGGGCCUCCUGGACAUGUGUGAAUGGCCCAGAAGUGAGUGGGAUUUGGCCAAAAUACACUGAUGUCACUGACAUCAACUCAGUGGAUGCAAAUUACAACCACUCAGUACUGGUGUCUGGAGAUGAUUUUGGACUGGUUAAAUUGUUUAAGUUUCCUUGUCUCAAGAAAGGAGCCAAAUUUAGAAAGUAUGUGGGUCAUUCUGCACAUGUCACAAACGUCCGCUGGUCUCAUGACUUUCAGUGGGUAUUAAGCACAGGAGGGGCUGACCACUCGGUUUUCCAGUGGAGAUUUAUUCCAGAAGGUGUCAGCAAUGGCCUGCUGGAAACAGCACCCCAGGAAGGUGGCUCCGAUUCCUAUAGUGAAGAAUCUGAUUCGGAUUUAUCUGACGUGCCGGAGUUGGACUCUGAUAUUGAGCAAGAAACUCAAAUCAAUUAUGAUCGCCAGGUUUACAAAGAAGAUCUACCUCAGCUAAAGCAACAAAGUAAAGAGAAAAACCAUGCAGUGUCCUUCCUCAAACGAGAAAAGGCUCCUGAGGACAGCUUGAAACUCCAGUUCAUACAUGGCUAUAGAGGCUACGAUUGUAGAAACAAUCUGUUCUACACACAAGCUGGAGAAGUGGUCUAUCACAUUGCUGCAGUUGCUGUCGUGUACAAUAGGCAACAACACUCCCAGAGGCUGUACCUGGGACACGAUGAUGACAUUCUCAGCCUGACCAUCCAUCCAGUGAAGGACUAUGUGGCCACUGGGCAGGUUGGGAGAGAUGCGGCUAUUCAUGUGUGGGACACGCAGACUCUAAAAUGUUUGUCACUGUUGAAAGGACAACAUCAGAGAGGAGUGUGUGCGCUCGAUUUUUCAGCCGAUGGAAAAUGUCUGGUGUCGGUUGGUUUAGACGAUUUUCACAGUAUUGUAUUUUGGGACUGGAAAAAGGGAGAAAAGAUAGCCACCACCAGAGGACAUAAAGAUAAGAUAUUUGUGGUAAAGUGUAACCCACACCAUGUUGACAGACUGGUUACGGUUGGGAUCAAGCACAUCAAAUUCUGGCAACAAGCAGGUGGGGGCUUCACCUCUAAAAGAGGAAUUUUUGGAAGUGUUGGAAAGUUAGAAACAAUGAUGUGCGUUUCUUAUGGACAAAUGGAAGAUCUGGUGUUCUCAGGAGCAGCUACUGGAGAUAUUUUUAUUUGGAAGGAUGUUCUCCUACUAAAGACAGUGAAAGCUCAUGACGGGCCCGUGUUUGCUAUGUAUGCAUUGGAUAAGGGUUUUGUAACAGGUGGAAAGGAUGGAAUUGUGGAACUCUGGGAUGAUAUGUUUGAAAGAUGCUUGAAGACUUAUGCCAUUAAAAGAGCAGCAUUGUCAACCAGCUCAAAAGGCUUGCUUUUGGAAGAUAACCCUUCAGUUCGUGCCAUCACUUUGGGACAUGGACAUAUCCUGGUGGGAACGAAAAAUGGAGAGAUCCUGGAAAUUGAUAAGAACGGCCCAAUGACACUGCUCAUUCAGGGGCACAUGGAAGGAGAAGUAUGGGGGCUGGCGGCUCACCCUCGCCUGCCUGUCUGCGCAACAGUGAGCGACGAUAAAACACUGCGGAUCUGGGAACUAUCUUCCCAGCACCGUAUGCUGGCAGUACGGAAACUCAAAAAAGGUGGAAGAUGCUGUGCCUUCUCCCCUGAUGGGAAAGCCUUAGCAGUUGGCUUGAAUGAUGGGAGUUUCCUGGUUGUAAAUGCCGACACUGUUGAAGACAUGGUCUCCUUCCAUCACAGAAAAGAAAUGAUCUCUGACAUUAAAUUUUCAAAAGAUACAGGAAAAUACCUUGCUGUGGCGUCCCAUGAUAACUUUGUGGAUAUUUACAACGUCCUUACAAGCAAAAGGGUUGGCAUCUGUAAAGGUGCUUCUAGUUACAUUACACACAUUGACUGGGACUCUAGAGGGAAAUUACUGCAAGUUAAUUCAGGUGCCAAAGAACAACUCUUUUUUGAAGCUCCAAGAGGCAAACGGCAUAUAAUAAGACCUUCAGAGAUUGAGAAGAUAGAGUGGGACGCUUGGACCUGUGUGCUGGGGCCCACCUGUGAGGGCAUCUGGCCAGUGCACAGUGAUGUGACUGAUGUGAAUGCUGCCAGUCUCACCAAAGACCAUUCCCUCUUAGCCACAGGAGAUGAUUUUGGUUUUGUUAAGCUUUUUUCAUAUCCUGUCAAGGGCCAGCAUGCGAGAUUCAAGAAGUACGUGGGGCACAGUGCCCACGUCACCAACGUGAGAUGGCUGCACAACGACUCUGUGCUGCUCACGGUGGGCGGUGCCGACACGGCCCUGAUGAUCUGGACGAGGGAGUUUGUGGGGACCCAGGAGAGCAAGCUGGUGGACAGUGAGGAGUCGGACACUGACGCAGAGGAGGACGGAGGCUAUGACAGUGACGUUGCUAGAGAAAAGGCCAUCGAUUACACCACCAAGAUCUAUGCUGUGAGCAUCAGGGAAAUGGAAGGCACCAAACCACACCAGCAGAUGAAAGAAGUUUCAGUGGAAGAAAGGUAUGGUGUUGCCAGGGGAUCCAGACCACCCGUUAGCAGAGCGGCUCCCCAGCCUGAGAAACUCCAGAAGAACAAUAUCACCAAAAAAAAGAAACUGGUUGAGGAGCUGGCUCUCGACCACGUGUUUGGCUACAGAGGGUUUGACUGUCGCAAUAACCUGCAUUACCUGAAUGACGGUGCUGACAUCAUCUUCCACGCAGCCGCGGCCGGCAUCGUUCAGAACCUGUCCACAGGGAGCCAGAGCUUCUACUUGGAGCACACGGAUGACAUCCUCUGCCUCACGGUGAACCAGCACCCCAAGUACAGAAACGUGGUGGCCACCAGCCAGAUAGGAGCAACACCUUCCAUCCACGUGUGGGACGCCAUGACCAAACACACCCUCUCCGUGCUGCGGUGCUUCCACUCAAAGGGGGUGAAUUACAUCAACUUCAGCGCAACCGGGAAGCUGCUGGUGUCGGUGGGCGUGGACCCCGAGCACACCAUCACCGUCUGGCGCUGGCAGGAGGGUGCCAAGGUUGCUAGCCGAGGGGGCCACCUGGAGCGCAUAUUCGUGGUGGAGUUUCGCCCUGACUCAGACACGCAGUUUGUGUCUGUCGGAGUCAAGCACAUGAAGUUCUGGACCCUGGCAGGCAGUGCCCUGCUUUAUAAGAAAGGGGUCAUCGGGUCCAUGGAGGCUGCCAAGAUGCAGACGAUGCUCUCCGUGGCCUUCGGUGCUAACAACCUCACUUUCACGGGUGCCAUCAACGGCGACGUCUACGUGUGGAAGGACCACUUCCUUGUCCGGCUGGUGGGCAAGGCUCACACAGGCCCCGUCUUCACAAUGUACACGACCCUUCGGGACGGGCUCAUAGUGACCGGUGGAAAAGAGCGGCCGACCAAAGAAGGAGGUGCUGUGAAACUGUGGGACCAGGAAAUGAAGCGCUGCCGGGCCUUCCAACUGGAGACGGGGCAGCUGGUGGAGUGUGUGCGCUCCGUGUGCCGCGGCAAAGGAAAGAUUUUAGUGGGAACCAAGGACGGAGAAAUCAUUGAAGUUGGUGAAAAAAAUGCUGCUUCCAACAUCCUGAUUGAUGGACACAUGGAAGGGGAGAUCUGGGGCCUGGCCACACACCCCUCCAAGGACAUCUUCAUCUCUGCUAGCAAUGACGGCACAGCCCGAAUCUGGGACCUGGCUGACAAGAAGCUGCUAAACAAGGUGAACCUGGGCCACGCGGCCAGGUGUGCAGCCUACAGCCCUGACGGGGAGAUGGUGGCCAUUGGCAUGAAGAAUGGAGAGUUUGUCGUCUUGUUGGUGAACAGCCUGAAAGUUUGGGGGAAGAAACGAGACCGGAAAUCUGCUAUCCAAGAUAUCAGAAUCAGCCCAGACAGCAGAUUCUUAGCUGUUGGUUCUUCUGAACACACAGUUGACUUCUAUGACCUCACUCAGGGCACGAGUCUGAACCGCAUCGGCUACUGCAAAGAUAUCCCAAGCUUUGUCAUUCAGAUGGAUUUUUCCGCGGAUGGCAAAUACAUCCAGGUGUCAACAGGAGCCUACAAGCGCCAGGUGCAUGAGGUGCCCCUGGGGAAGCAGGUCACCGAAGCCACGGUCAUUGAGAAGAUCACCUGGGCCUCCUGGACAAGCAUUCUGGGAGACGAAGUCAUUGGCAUCUGGCCGCGAAACGCAGACAAGGCUGAUGUCAACUGCGCGUGUGUGACCCACGCUGGCCUGAACAUUGUCACGGGAGACGACUUUGGGCUCGUGAAGCUCUUUGAUUUUCCAUGCACAGAGAAAUUUGCCAAGCAUAAGCGUUACUUCGGUCACUCGGCUCACGUGACGAACAUCCGUUUCUCUCAUGACGACAAGUACGUGGUCAGCACUGGAGGAGACGACUGCAGCGUGUUCGUGUGGCGAUGCCUGGAAGUGCCAGAGUCCUCUUACUUUAUUGCUGCUGCUGCCGCCAGCCACCGUGGAGGCAGUGAUGAGGUGCCUCCUGGCCGCCAGCUGCUGGGAAAGGCCUACGACACCGCAGGCCGCACAAGCUCCAAGUGCUAGUGAAGUGGUGUGACUGUGCCCAUCGCCUGGAAUCUCCAAAACCGUCGGGCCAAAAACGAAGGUCAGUUCUAACAAGUUAAGACUGCUUGCCUCUGUUCCUGAGACUAAAAACUAUACGUACUAACUACACUGACAAAGAAAUCCUAUCUGACAAUGUAGCCCACUGACAAAAUUUAAAGCCUCAGUUACCC